GCCCCGCCCGCUUCUCGCUCUCUCUCUCUCGCCUCACCGUCUCUAGCAGGAGGAGCGGUGUGCAAGCGCCGGGCCGGAGUGGGCAGAGGCGGCCAUUCGCCCUCCGCGACUGUGAACGCAGCCAUUCCCUUGCCUGUAUCUCUCCCCCUCCAUUCCCAUUCAGUCACACAGGCGCCGGCACCUCAUACGUCACAGGAAGCGAUGCCCUCGGCGACCACCAGCAGCAACGCGAUGGCGAGCAAAGCGGUGAGCGACGUCGCGGCGGCGGCGGCAGCAACGGCGGCGGCGGCCACUUCGGGCGGAACGAAUUCUGUGCAGACCGAGGCCAUGAAGCAAAUCCUGGGCGUCAUCGAUAAGAAGCUACGGAACCUGGAGAAGAAGAAGGGCAAACUUGAUGAUUAUCAAGAUCGAAUGAAUAAGGGAGAACGCCUUAAUCAAGAUCAAUUGGAUGCAGUGUCCAAGCACCAAGAAGUCAGCAAUAACCUUGAGUUUGCAAAGGAAUUACAGAGGAGUUUCAUGGCUUUGAGUCAGGAUAUACAAAAAACCAUAAAGAAGACAGCUCGACGGGAACAACUAAUGAGAGAAGAAGCUGAACAAAAACGUUUAAAAACAGUACUUGAAUUGCAGUUUAUUUUGGACAAGUUGGGUGAUGACGAAGUACGGAGUGAUCUAAAACAAGGAACAAAUGGAGUACCAGUAUUAACGGAAGGAGAACUUUCAACACUAGAUGAAUUUUACAAGCUGGUUGACCCCGAACGGGACAUGAAUGUGAGGUUGAGUGAACAAUAUGAACAAGCAUCAAUCCACUUGUGGGACUUAUUGGAAGGGAAGGAAAAAACUGUAUGUGGAACCACCUAUAAAGCCCUAAGAGAACUUAUUGAACGCAUUCUUCAAACAAGUUACUUUGACAGUACUCACAACCAUCAGAAUGGAUUGUGUGAAGAGGAAGAGACAGCACCUACACCUGCAGUUGAAGAUCCUGUUGCAGAAGCUGAGCCAGAGACAACAGAAGAAUACACUGAACUCAGUGAAGUCGAAUCAACAGAGUAUGUUAACAGACAGUUCAUGGCAGAGACUCAGUUCAGCAGUAGUGAGAAGGAACAGGUAGAUGAGUGGACAGUUGAAACUGUUGAGGUGGUAAAUUCCUUGCAGCAGCAACCACAAGCUACAUCGCCUCCAGUUCCAGAUGCCCAUACGCUUCCUGCUGUGACUCAAGCAGAUCCUCUCGUUAGGAGACAACGAGUACAAGACCUUAUGGCACAAAUGCAAGGACCCUACAACUUCAUGCAGGAUUCUAUGCUGGAAUUUGAGAACCAGGCAAUUGAUCCUGCCAUUGUUUCAGCCCAGCCUAUGAAUCCAGCACAGAAUUUGGACAUGCCACAAAUGGUUUGUUCUCCAGUUCAUACUGAAUCCAGACUUGCACAACCCACCCAGGUUCCUGUACAAACUGAAGCUGCGCAGGUCCCCUUGGUUUCUUCCACAAGUGAGGGAUAUACAGCAUCCCAGCCCCUGUAUCAGCCUUCUCAUUCAACAGAGCAGCGGCCUCAGAAAGAAUCAGACCAGAUUCAGGCUUCAAUAACUCUAAAUGCAGAUCAGACCCCAACAUCAUCACCGUUACCAGCUGCAUCUCAGCCUCAGGUCUUUCAGGCUGCCUCUAGCAAACCUUUGCAUAGCAGCGGAAUCAAUGUUAAUGCAGCUCCAUUCCAGUCCAUGCAGACAGUAUUUAACAUGAAUGCGCCUGUCCCCCCUGUCAAUGAACCAGAAACCCUCAAGCAACAAAAUCAGUACCAGACCAGUUACAGUCAGACUUUCUCCAAUCAGCCCCACCAAGCAGAGCAAUCAGACCUUCAGCAAGAACAGCAGCUACAGACAGUGGUUGGCACCUACCAUGGUUCCCCGGACCAGUCCCACCAAGUGGCAGGUAACCACCAACAGCCUCCACAACAGAAUACUGGGUUCCCACGUAACAGUCAGCCUUAUUAUAACAGCCGAGGAGUGUCUCGUGGUGGAUCACGCGGCACUCGAGGCUUAAUGAAUGGAUACAGGGGACCAGCCAAUGGGUUUAGAGGAGGAUAUGAUGGCUACCGCCCUUCAUUUUCCAACACUCCAAACAGUGGUUACGCACAGGCACAAUUUAAUGCUCCUCGGGAUUAUUCCAAUUACCAGCGGGAUGGAUAUCAACAGAAUUUCAAGCGUGGCUCCGGACAAAGUGGUCCUCGAGGAGCCCCUCGAGGUCGUGGAGGGCCCCCAAGACCCAACAGAGGGAUGCCUCAAAUGAAUGCUCAGCAAGUGAAUUAAUCUAAUUCACAGGAUUACAUUUUAACGCCAAAAACACACUGGCCAGUGUACUAUACAUGUUACCAGAAGAGUUAUCUCUUUCUUCUCCUUUAUAGGAAAUUCAUAGUAAAGGGAUUAUUUUCAUUGCCCAUAAAAGACAAGACUACAGUUGUCAGCUUUAUAUUUCCGGGAUGUGGAAAGAAACGGCGUUUACUCUGCAUGUUCUCUCCUAAGCGUCAUCUUGAGCCUUGCACAUGCGACUCAGAUUUUUUUUUACCCUAGCUCUGAUUAAAUGCAAAAAUUGCAGUUUCAGGAUGACGUCAUACUGCAUAGCUCAUUGAACAGGCAGAAGUAAUCUGACUGACUCCAUUGACAUUAUAUAGCACUGCAGCAAAUUUGGAUUUUUAAAAAACCUGUAAAUCCCUAAAUGUUUUACUCAGACAAUUGGUAUAGUUACGCUUCUACAGAAAGGAAAACGGAAAGAGCGAAGUGUGGUUUAACAGGGCAACUACAUUUCACCUUUUUCUGUUAGACUGAAGCACUGAACAUUUAUAAUGCAUAACCGAUGUCUAUAAUCUUCUAACUGAAUAAGAAGCUGAUGAACAGCUUCGGUGCACCUCUGAUUCCAAAGUAUUCCUGUUAGGCCUGACUUUCUGUUGCAAAAGGGUGCGCUGAUGGUUUAAUGUAACUGUUAGUAUAAUUGUGUAAAUCCAAAAUUAGGCUCUGAUUGGCACUUUAAAUUUUUCUGUAAAGAAAUGGAGGAUGCAAUCUUGAUGGCCACUUGUGUUUUCAAUGUGAAGUGUUAAAAGAAUUCUCUCCCAAACACAUUUCCUGGAUAGCAAUGACAUUUGUAAGGACUGGUGUUCUGUAUCUAUCCUUACUAAUUGCACAUUGCCUUUCACUAAUACUUGAUCUUGUUAUAUUAUCACCUAAAUAAUUGAUGCUGGUACUGAUGGAAAUUAAUAUUCAUAUUACUUUUGGUUAUUUUUUUUUCCUGCAGUCUAAAGGUUAUAAGCAUUUUCAAAGCCCAGCUGUUGCUGCUGCUGCCCUUUUAAAUUGCUCUCUUUUGAAAAGCACCGGCAAUGUUUGAAUUGGUUUCCCCUUUUAAGGGAAAUUGCAGCCAGCAGUUACAGAUCUAAGCAAGAUAAAUAAAACAUGUUUAUUACAAAAACAAAA
Anolis sagrei ordinatus is the source of this 3453-nucleotide messenger RNA. It is a transcript of the gene CAPRIN1, whose product is annotated as cell cycle associated protein 1. The record is from RefSeq and is a predicted model, not a curated record. Gene Ontology annotation, molecular function: RNA binding. Gene Ontology annotation, cellular component: cytoplasm. NCBI's taxonomy places the organism in Eukaryota, Metazoa, Chordata, Lepidosauria, Squamata, Anolidae.